ACCAGACUGUCCUGCCUCAGACAGCUGAGCUUACACCCGGACAAACCCUCUAUCUCAGUGGGUUUCCCGUCCUGGGAGUCCAGGGAGAGGAGCUUGAGAUAGAGACUGCCAAGAGUCAUCUGGCCUUUAAUUCAUCUGAUUUAGCAGGAAGACCAGCGUGGGAAGCUCAGAUGUUUUUCAGGCUCCCAAGACUCACUCCUGGCUACAUCAGGCUGCUGCAGACGCAGGCCUACCAUAAUGUGGCCGUGACGCCUCCGGCGGAGAAGACCGUGCCUGGUAUGGCUAUGCUGCUGGGAGCCGUUGGGAUCGGGAUGUGUGGCUACAGCUCCAAGCAGUUGGCCCUCUACCAUCGGCCCUCUUCCCGUGUCCUGCAGUGGAUCGGCACGCACACUGAUGCCAGUGCAGUGGCACACAGGAUCCCCGUCCUGGAUGUGACUCGCCGGGCCGGUGCCUGCCAGGAGAUCCCACCUCCCUCGUUCGUUGGCGACAAAGUUCCCUCAAAUUAGUCUGUGGUGAUAGUUUGGCCGGCACCAUAGGUUGAGUUCCGGUAACUACGCUUGGUCAUGUCUAAGAUUGUAGCUAUGCCGGCCCAUUGCACCAAUGCGGCCCAUGUGCUCUCUGAAGACAUGCUGCUGUGGAUAUCUGACUGAACCUAUGUGUUGGCACGAAAUAAGAAACAGUAUCAUGAAGAGAUAUGGAGUUCAGUAACAAUAGUUCACAUUCUACUGGAUUGGUUCACUUAUUCACUAAUAACUAGGCCGUUUAAUGCACAGAGAGGGCACUAAGCAGCAUGAAUGAUGGGAUGAGUACGUAACUGGUGCUGGAACUUCCCAGAAACUGUGGCUGAAUGUGGCUUGAAUGAGCUAGCACGACUAAUUUGGAGGCAUUGUGUGUCUUUUCGAGUACUGAGGUAAAAAGAGAGUGAUGCUUGGCAGCGCUCCUCUGUACACAGAUGGUUGGCAUCUCUCUCUCUCUGACCUCCUUUCCAUCUUUUCCCAGGCAGAAAGCCAUGUGUAAGUGCUUGAGCAGCCCAUCCUUGCCCAUGACUUCAAUUGAUUUCCUCUGAGGAGGAGCAGGUGCCAUCCAUCAACAAGCCUUGGCAUCUUUUGGUGUAGUCUGCAUUGGCUGUCAAUCAAAAGAGAGCGGUCGAAGACAUAGGUUGGCUUUGGGGCUGAGUCGAUAACCGGUGCGUCUAUUCUGAGGACUUUAAAUUCUCUGAGGAUUCGGUCAGAGUGGUAAAGCAGAGGAUGCUUUUGUGGCUUGAAAACAGCUCUUUUAUCAGAAGAAAGUGGAUCUGUUAUCAAAGCGUGGGCCGUGUAAACAACAAUUGCACAAAUACACUUUGAUGAGACACCGCAGGUGGCGGGUAAGCAAGGUAAAGUGGUGAUUUCUGCAGGAUAAGUCUGUGCCCUCCGUGGGGAUUAACCCUGGUGGAAAACCAUUCCUGGUGCACACACUCAUUAACCUAAUCUGGUAUUAGAGGGUCAGGAUCCAUAAACAGUUCCUGUGCGUCCAAAUAUUGUGCCAUUCCCCCUGCAGUGUCCACCGUUUGUCUCACUGUCAGAUAUGGAUGGACGAGUCUAGAGGUGGUGUUUUCAUUCGUGUUAACACCAAAAAAUGUACCAGAGAGAGCGGAGCUGAGACUCGGCGAGACACUGAGCGUGGUUGAGAAUGCGCGCUGUGCCUUAUGGAUUGCACAAGGUUAUACUGUCGUCAUUGACUGGCUAUUAAAUUGAGCCAGUAUACUUGAGAUUUAUCAGAUAUGGAGAUGAUACAAGGUUUUAUUUCUCACCAAGUAGGCAAGAGAGGGAGAAGGACGCUCCCUGGCAUUCUCCAAAGGAGGAUGUAAGAAAGUUUAGUGUUUCGUCAGUUAGAGGUCAGCCAGACCUUGCAAUCCACGUUCUCAUAGCCAAAAAGCCGUCCUUGUCCCUCUGCCAAAUUGGACAAGUGGCUAGUUGUGGCAGGUUGGGAGUUUUUAAUGCCCCAGUAGUGACCCACCAGUAUUCUAGCACAGAGGGUCACCAACAAAAUGGUCGUAAUCCACUCAGGAGCGGGCUAAUGGCUCCAACUGGCAUCGGAUGUUGGACAGUUGCUCACCUUAUUCUGGACUGAGGCUGACACCUAUAAACAAUUUCAUAAUUGGGUUAUAAGGUUCUCAACAGAGCAGGAAUGCUCUGGAGGAAAUGUACAGAGUAAACCAAAUAGCGCUCAGAAUUACAGACACGUUUGACUAAAAUGUUCUCCACCUGUUUGAAAAUUCGGAUCUGAAAUAAUUGGCCGUGCUUUCACUGAACUGCAGACUGCAGUCGCAUUCAGGCAUUGCACUCCCGGGAGUUUCAGAAUCAAUGUGGACAUGGGCUGGAAGCUGUGUAAUGCACCUAGCUGCUUUUGAUGGAUUCUCUUUAUACUGCAACAGUGCACAGUGAGCACAGAGAACUGCGAAAACCUAUUGAUCUCAAUAAGAGAGUGAAGGAGGAGAGCUUGUCUCCUCGCUGCAGCCGGUUCCUGUUUCACUCGGCAUUGUGCAGUUUAUGAGGAGAAACUGCCGAGAUAGUGCACUGAAUAAUGGGGAUGCUCGAAAACACGUUAGCUCUCGGAUUAAAAAUGCAAGGGAUGUUUGAAAGCACAGUAUUCAUCUGUCAGCGUGCUGGAUGUCACACAUCAGCGCUCAUCCAUUAGCGUCUGUGAAGCUCUACAAACUUGACUUUAGCUGUGCCCAUUAAAGGAGACUUUUGUUCUGUUAGUAAAGUCAUUAAUAUUUAAUGAAAAGAUGUUGGACUAGAUUUAUGAAAUAAAAGCACUUUAGUCACAGCUGUGGCUCAGAUUGUUUCUGUGCAAUUAUGUGGGAUGAAAUUGUUCUUUUUGUACCAAGAAAUAAAUGUUUUAGUCAAGAUUCAA
Molecule: messenger RNA, 2898 nt
Organism: Pelmatolapia mariae (spotted tilapia)
Lineage: Eukaryota; Metazoa; Chordata; Actinopteri; Cichliformes; Cichlidae
Exons: 2
Coding region: 171-506 (111 amino acids)
Source: RefSeq, a predicted model, not a curated record